AUGGGGAAACCAGAUUGGCAAGGAGAUGGUAAAACAACCAUCUUGAUCAUCGCCGGGUUCAUGUGCCUUGGCUUUAUUCCCUUCUACAUCUUUCGUAGCCUCAAACAGGCUGGAUGGGGACGAUGCCGGGGCUCCUUUGAGAAGCGCGGAUGGCUUAAGCCCGUCAAGGCCGAGGAGGACGAACUGAUGAAACAGCAUCAGCGCCCCAUGGCUCCCAAGCGUCUGCAAUCGGCCAUCCCGGCAGUCCUCAAGAAGCUCGAGAAAACCUACAAGGCUCCAGCCCAUAUCACGGCAAACGAUCACCCAGCCAACUGGAACUCUGCUUCUAACCGAAACUCUGGGGCAAGUUGGGACCCCGUCGGAAGGCAUCAUCAACCUUCCAACCGGGACUCCGGAAUAAGCCAGUACACCGACUCGGUCAGAACCCACCACGGCGUGUCCCUGGCCCAUCCAGAGCCGUCGGCCCCUCCCAACACCAGAACCUACAACUCCGCUCGAAGCAACUGGAUGACCACCGGCUCCUCCGUGCCUAGCAUCGACUUCGCUGCCACGGGAGCAGCCUACAAUGGUCGGUCUGGUCCCCCCCAUAGCCAUGACAACAAGCGAGCGUCCGUCAUCAGUAGCUCUUCCUUGGAAGGGACCGCCAUCCCGGAAGACUUGAAGGAGCAUAGCCACGACGGCAACAACGGCGUCACCUACCAGUCUCUUGCGUCCAUGGCCAAGGGUAAGAUGACCGAUGGCAGCUACGACCACACUGCCAGAAGGAACGGCAUAGAUCACGGACACGGCACCGGCACCGGUGUCUGGCUUGAGACUUCUGGCAGCCGAGGAGCGGAAGAAGGUCGAAGCGGAACCGCCGUUGCCAGCGGCUCUGGAUCAUCACCGCCGCCACCGCCACCGUCGAAGAGUGUGCCCAAGUUGAAGGAAACAUUCCCGGUCCUUGCGGUCCCAUCACAAGCCGUUAGUACUUCGAGCUUCAGCCCCAGUCCCACUCCCCAGUAG
Molecule: messenger RNA, 1002 nt
Organism: Sordaria macrospora k-hell
Lineage: Eukaryota; Fungi; Ascomycota; Sordariomycetes; Sordariales; Sordariaceae
Source: RefSeq, a predicted model, not a curated record